Molecule: messenger RNA, 969 nt
Organism: Arabidopsis lyrata subsp. lyrata
Lineage: Eukaryota; Viridiplantae; Streptophyta; Magnoliopsida; Brassicales; Brassicaceae
Product: N-terminal acetyltransferase A complex catalytic subunit NAA10
Exons: 2
Coding region: 84-659 (191 amino acids)
Biological process (GO): N-terminal peptidyl-glutamic acid acetylation
Cellular component (GO): NatA complex
Molecular function (GO): protein-N-terminal-glutamate acetyltransferase activity; protein N-terminal-serine acetyltransferase activity
Source: RefSeq, a predicted model, not a curated record
AAAGCCCAAAGGCAUUAGACCGAAAACCCUAACCCCUCUUUAUCCGCGCGAGAGAGAAGAAAUCAGCGAGGCAUUGAGCAGCCAUGGUUUGCAUCAGGCGUGCGACGGUGGAUGAUCUGCUGGCGAUGCAAGCCUGCAAUCUCAUGUGUCUUCCCGAGAACUACCAGAUGAAGUACUACCUCUACCACAUCCUCUCAUGGCCUCAGCUUCUCUACGUCGCCGAGGACUACAAUGGUCGCAUCGUUGGCUAUGUGUUGGCUAAGAUGGAGGAAGAGAGCAACGAGUGCCACGGCCAUAUCACUUCUCUCGCCGUUCUUCGUACCCAUCGCAAGCUUGGUCUCGCCACUAAGCUCAUGACCGCCGCUCAGGCAGCUAUGGAACAGGUUUACGAGGCAGAGUAUGUUUCACUGCACGUGAGGAGAAGUAACCGAGCAGCAUUCAAUCUGUACACAGAGACAUUAGGCUACAAGAUUAAUGAUGUAGAGGCAAAGUACUACGCCGAUGGGGAGGAUGCUUAUGACAUGCGGAAGAAUCUCAAGGGGAAGCAGAACCAUCACCACGCCCAUGGUCAUCACCACCAUGGAGGUGGAUGCUGUUCAGGUGAUGCAAAAGUUGUAGAAACAGCUCAAGCCGUAGAUGCUAAAGCAGUUUCGAAGUGAGACUUGAAAGCAGGAUGACCAAAACAGGUAAUUAUGAGUAUAUUGAGGUGGGUUCGCUGGCUCGCUCUAGUACUGCUCACUAUUUUCCAUUCAUAUGAUUUCGUGUGACAAAAAUACAUUUGGUGACCACUCUGUGUUACUCCUUUGUCUGUCUUUGGUUGUAUUGAAAUUUAGCCGUUUUUUUUUUCUAUGUAUCAUGUUUUGGAAAUUCCAAGCUUUCAUUAAGGCUUUACAACUUCAGCUGGAAAUCUUCUAUUUGCAAGAUAGCAGAUCUCUAUUGGCAAUAUAGUACAUUUAAUUACAAAAAAAA